Daphnia magna is the source of this 5006-nucleotide messenger RNA. RefSeq names its product circadian locomoter output cycles protein kaput-like. Bases 437 to 3121 code for a protein of 894 amino acids. Gene Ontology annotation, biological process: circadian regulation of gene expression; regulation of transcription by RNA polymerase II. Gene Ontology annotation, cellular component: cytoplasm; CLOCK-BMAL transcription complex; nucleus. Lineage: Eukaryota; Metazoa; Arthropoda; Branchiopoda; Diplostraca; Daphniidae. The record is from RefSeq and is a predicted model, not a curated record. Gene Ontology annotation, molecular function: RNA polymerase II cis-regulatory region sequence-specific DNA binding; protein dimerization activity; DNA-binding transcription factor activity, RNA polymerase II-specific. The transcript has 19 exons.
CCCUUUCGGCCUUUCCCUUUAUCAGAGUCACAGUUCACAGAACCCUGGUUCUAUGACUCUGUCUUUAUGUAACAAACAGCCAGACCAGAGCCCAGAGACCCAGAGCUAUUCGUCAGUCUUGGGCUACUCCGUAGUACGUGCUCCUUAAGACCUACUUCAUGCUAGAACUCUGCGGUCCACACAUCCAAGAGGACCUUGUUGUAGCUAAUAGCACGCUAAUAGGUAAAGCCAAUUUGCGGGAACGUCGUCUACCGUCUUCUGGUAGAGUGUGGCUUUUAGAAGUCAUUUUGAAAGAAAUCCAAUGGCAUAUCACUGUUAUGUUUUCUUAAUCUUCAUCGCCGCUUUACCGUCUUCAACUGUUGUGCACGUCAACAGGGGAGACGGCAGAUCGUAGUAGUGAUCCACUUGAUCUCUGUAGCUCAAUGUGAUAGUCAACAUGAGUGUGAAAUCCCAGCCUGGUGGGCUAUCAAGUUCAAAACUUAGGAAAGCAACAACUUCCAAGAUAUCAGAUGAUGGAUUGGAGGAGGAAAUGGAUGAGAAAGGAGUCAUCAAAAGGAAGUCUAGGAAUUUAAGUGAAAAGAAACGAAGAGACCAAUUCAAUAUACUAAUCAAUGAGCUGUGUUCUAUGGUUUGUACUGGGAAAAGAAAAAUGGAUAAAUCAACUAUUCUUAAAUCUGCCAUAUCAUUCAUUCGCAAUCACAAUCAAGCUACAAUGCAGUCUAAUUGCCAAGAAGCUGUUCAAGAAGAUUGGAAACCAUCAUUUUUGUCUAAUGAAGAAUUUACACAUUUAAUGUUAGAGGCCCUGGAUGAGUUUAUUAUUGUGUUUUCCUCUACCGGGAAGAUCUUGUAUGUUUCGGAAAACAUAACGUGCCUUUUGGGGCACAGUCCUAAUGACUUGAUAGGCUCUUCCCUUUCGGAUCUGGUCUGGGAAGAAGAGAAAAUUGUAGUAGAAUCUUUACUUGGCUCGUGGGGGGCUGAACAUGAAAACAGUCAAGGAGGCGGGAAUAAGGCGUGUAAAAUUACAGAAAAUCAUAUUAGUUUGAGUUGUCACCUACGUCGAGGAAAUGUUGUCGAUUCCAACGCAGAGGGCUCCAGUUAUGAAUUGGUGUUUUUCUCGGGUUAUUAUCGUGUCCAAGGCAACCCUGACAGUAUGUCCAUAUCUUCAAUGUCCCGAGUGUCGUCCUCCUGGGGAGAGGACAGCAAGGAAAGCACGAAUUUUGGCGAUGCAUUAUCUCAAUAUAACGGAUUGGUUUUCGUCGCCAGUGCCCGUUUACAGACCCCCCAGCUUUCUGUUGAAAUGUCUAUCGUAGAUGUUUCCAAGAGUGAAUUUACAUCGAGACACAGCCUAGAAUGGAAAUUUCUGUUUCUUGAUCAUCGGGGGCCUCCAAUCAUAGGUUAUCUUCCUUUUGAAGUUCUCGGGACAUCGGGUUACGAUUACUACCACGUUGACGACCUCGAGAAAGUUUCUACCUGUCAUGAAGCCCUAAUGCAGAAGGGGGAAGUUACUUCUUGCUGUUACCGUUUCCUGACCAAAGGUCAACAGUGGAUUUGGUUACAGACUAAAUAUUACAUCACAUAUCAUCAAUGGUAUUCCAAACCUGAAUUUAUAGUCUGCUCGCAUCGAGUUAUAAGUCAUAGUCAAGUUAAUGGACGUACGCUAAGAGCAGAAAGUGGAGAAGGUGAUCGCAUUCCUUCGACGGCCAACGUAUCCAAACCGUUAAAAUCUGAAAAAGUGGGUUCAUAUCUAGGAAAAAAUGCAAAAUCUGAUGACAGGAAUGUUUUUCAAGAAGAUACUAAAAGACAUCCGAAAAGAAACGUUUUUGGAAAUCAAUCGAAUCGUGAUCGCAUUAAAAGUAAUAGACAUGCUUUUACUCAGAAUUUACGGCAACAGCAAACACAUUCUUCGACAAGUGAUCUUCAGCCACCCGAGAGUCCAAGUGGAGAAUCGACUAUACUGAGACCGCCGCCGUUACCUAUCGCUGAAUCCAUGUCGCAACAUGUGCGUCAUCCAUCGGGAUCUUCACGAGUUGGAACUGCCUUAUCGGAUGCCGGAUCGAUUUCUAGUUCGGGUUCGUUUCAAUCGGCAGCGUCCAUGCAAUCAGACCAGUCUAUGCAUUCGAUACAUAGCCAUAGCUCCAUGCAGUCUGUUCAUGGUCAACAAGCACACCAAGGAACAUCCUCUUUUCGUUCCGCCAACCAAUCAUGUUCUGUGCACAGCUGUGUUAAUACGAAUCAUAAUCAUCAAAAUAAGCAAUCAGAAGCCCUGUUUCUUAGCCAACACGGAAUUUCUUCUGCAAACAGUAUGCAAAUUAGCAAUUCAAAUCAGCAAAUUCACACCCAGUCAAGAAUGGGAGAAGUGCAGUCCAAUUUUUCGCCAUCAACUCCAAUUUCUUCUGCUACGAUAUCAAAUGCUGGGCAUAGGUUCCUACAACCGCGCGUUAACAGCGGAUCUUCUGUGAGACGCGUGUUUUCGCCUGGUAGCGUCCCGGCUACGGUGACUUCGGCUAAUCCAGUUUCGAGUAGCGGGCCAUCUUUUACAUAUCAAUCGGUUGCGAUCGGAAUGGAUACUUCUGGAGUCACAGUCCCUGUUCAAAGAAUCAUAGAAGGGCUGCCUGUGGUGACUUUACCCGGCAUAGUCACUCACGAGCCAAUCGUAAUGACGGCGGCUCAGAGAGAAUUCCACGAGCGUUUGAAAAUGAAGCACUUGGAAAUUCAAAAAUCGAUUCUGGCCCAGCAAGAAGAAUUGCGACGUGUUGAGACGGAACUUCUACUAGCACAGUACGGAGCGUGGGGUCCUACCGUUCUGAAGAUGACGGUUCCCUAUGCUGAUAAUGAUGGAACUUCUUCUGCCACACAGCAAACUGUUUUGAGUACGGGCGAACUGGUGACUUGUUACACGACAGAAAAUACAAUACCUGCAGGUCAGCCGUCCUCUGCCCAGGUUGGUAAUUCGGGUACAGGGCAGAUGACGUUUUCUCCCGGCACGCCAAUUCUUGUCCAGAGUCCGCCUGAAAUGCAUGCCCGCAGUCCAGAAAGGGAUUUUCUCUCUCAUGAAAUUCAGAUACUACUUGCUCAGAGCCUGCUACAAGACAAUACCACAUCUACUGAAUACCUUCCGUGAAACGUAGUCUCGUCGGCGUCAGGGUCAAUCAAAAUGUUGUUGUUAUUAAUUGGCGCAUUUCACGUUGAACGCGUGAAUCUGGUAGUGUUGUCCAAGUGACGUUGAUCGACAAUCACAUUUGCGAUUUAAAGCUCGUUAUCGAUACAGCAUUUAAAACUGCUGCUAGAGAAUUUAACGCGACUGAUAGACGGUGCGUUAGGUGGAAUGUUAUUUUCACAAUAUAGAGAUGUCAGAUUUGUCGUUUCUUUUUUUAAAUUUGUUCAUUAAAGCUGGUGCUUCAAUAACAAAUGGAAAGUGUUAGGCCUAAUUUUUUGUAUGUCUAGAUGUGUUAAAUUUUGUUUUUGUUUUUUUUAUUUUUUCAAUUGUUGUUGAAAUUAAGGUUUCACAGUCUGUGUUUUAAUACUUUUAAAGAAUGAUGGUCACGUAUGGAAACAUUGCCAUAUCUGAAAACAAAUCAAUUAUUAGAUGUUUAUAAAUUUGUUUGUCAACUGUCGUAUCGGACGAGAAAGGGUACCGUCUAACAAUUCGCAGCUUGAGUCAGAGCUUUAUUGUCAACGUGAAUCACGCGGUUGAUUCCCAAAUCAUUUAUCUGUAUAUAUUGUCGACAAAGAUAGAUAUAUAUAUAUAUAUAUAUAUUCAUUGUUUCAAUUUUUGGGGGGCCGUACAUACUCCAUAAAUAGAUGGCCAAUUUUUGUGGAAUAUAAUCUGUUAUUUUCGUACUUUAGUUGAUCUAGGUGUCGAAAUAAAUAUAUACCAACCAACUUAAAAAAAAAAAAAAAACAUUGACGCCUUGUUAUCGUGUCUUAAUUAAAGUCGUCUGAUCAACUAUUGCACAGAGUUUUAAUGAACCCGCCCUUAGACUUGAAUUUUCUGCUGCCAGCAAAUUGGUGGUUCUCGAAAAUGCAGCUGACCCAUUCUAAAUGAAAAAGUAAGUCAUGGCAUGUGUGUUACGUUAGAUAUUUGGUAUGGUUCCAAUAGUUCCAACGUUUACGUCUAGGGAUCGCUAGCAUACCAGAGAAGUUUCACAAAAAUACGUCAUGACCUCUAGUUCCUCCUGUGACACCCUAGUCCCUACCCUUCAACGUCAGUGCAGAGAACUGGAGAUAAAGGAAGUCGGUUGGCCAUGUAGUGUAGUCGAGAAACUUGUGUGAUUAAAGAACAUAAACGAACCUUGUUCAGUAUUUGUGAACAUUCGCUACACCUAAAGCAGCUAUCGAAAAGUCACAGUGUACGUUUCGCUUGACGUAAAACAAAACGUAUCAAUAGCAAUGUGUUCGAUAAAGUUCGGCUGCUUGACGUAAAACUUGAUCAGAAACAUUAAUUACCGUUUCGACUGCGACGAGUAUCGAUUGGCUCUUCGUCUUAGCACUUGUAACCUUAACGAAGAUGACCUUGUACUGGCAGUGUUCAGACACAAAGCAUUAUUACUGUGCCCAGACAAAAGUGGGUUAGUGUUUACCUAGUCUCGUUUCCGUUCUUGAUUUCUAGACCUUUUGCUAAAGCUCGACUGUCUGAGAAAACAAGGCCUGUCAGCUGUUGUGUUGCACCGAGAUCAAGGCCAGCGUGGCAUAGAUGCUGGUUUUCAAAGGGAAAUAAAUCGGAUCAACGGAUUUUUUUUGGUGGGGGGUAUUGACAAAAGACGUGCAGUGUAAAGUACGUUGUGAUAUAAAAAUUAAAAAAAAAAAAAAAAACGAGGAAACCACCAAAGAAUGCUAGAUAGACUGUUGGACGUCUUGACUAGACUUGUUAAGACAAACACUUAUUGUGAAGCGACUAGAUACGGCAGAGAUGUAAAGCUAAUCUUUCCAUUAAAGUGACAUUGUAGCAACAUCGCGUUCGAUGCAUCGUAACAGUCAGACAAGUGCAAUCAGCUUAUAACAAAAAU